This is a messenger RNA of Marasmius oreades (fairy-ring Marasmius), 641 nucleotides long. RefSeq lists its product as uncharacterized. The transcript is spliced from 2 exons. Gene Ontology annotation, molecular function: ubiquitin binding; protein kinase binding; cyclin-dependent protein serine/threonine kinase activator activity. Gene Ontology annotation, cellular component: SCF ubiquitin ligase complex; cyclin-dependent protein kinase holoenzyme complex. Gene Ontology annotation, biological process: regulation of mitotic cell cycle. The record is from RefSeq and is a predicted model, not a curated record. NCBI's taxonomy places the organism in Eukaryota, Fungi, Basidiomycota, Agaricomycetes, Agaricales, Marasmiaceae. Bases 85 to 387 code for a protein of 100 amino acids.
CAAGCGCGUCCGCCCAGUAACACCCGACUGACCCUCUCGACCCUCUCGUUGUUCUGAACUCCAGUCAUCGCUCAGAAGUCCAAUAUGUCCGAGGCGCAAGACACCUCUCAAAAAGAGGAGGAGCAAAGGAAGCUUGAAGAGAUUCUUGAAAGAAUCAACUACUCUGACCGAUACUCGGAUGAUUUCUACGAAUACAGACACGUUAUUUUACCCAAACAACUACUGCGUUAUAUCCCUGAAACCUUCUGGGAUCAGAAGACGGGAGCUCUGCGACUGUUAGCCGAGAAGGAAUGGAGGGCAAUAGGCAUUCAGCAGAGUCUUGGGUGGGAACACUACGAGAUUCAUGGUCCGAGCUUCCCUUCUCCCAUUCUACUCUCGGUUCGAUGAAAAGUUCUCUUACUAGUGCCUGAACCUCACGUUCUCUUGUUUCGUCGCCCAAAGGACUUUGUUCCUCCAACCCAGCCAAUGGUUGCUCCCAGUCGAGCUAGAAAAUGAAUUAUGGGGCGUUUUGUUAUAACUCUUGUCGCUGCUUUCUACAUGGCUUUCGAACCAUCACCUUUGUAUUUUUGAAAACAAGUUGACCAUUUCAAUGUAGCAAUCCCCCUCUGUUAUCGAUCGUAUACGAUCAAACUGUUCCAACU